Mycosarcoma maydis (corn smut) is the source of this 3057-nucleotide messenger RNA. RefSeq lists its product as uncharacterized. Gene Ontology annotation, biological process: retrograde vesicle-mediated transport, Golgi to endoplasmic reticulum; regulation of ER to Golgi vesicle-mediated transport; endoplasmic reticulum to Golgi vesicle-mediated transport. NCBI's taxonomy places the organism in Eukaryota, Fungi, Basidiomycota, Ustilaginomycetes, Ustilaginales. The coding region runs from base 1 to 3057 and encodes 1018 amino acids. The record is from RefSeq and is a predicted model, not a curated record. The transcript has a single exon. Gene Ontology annotation, cellular component: Dsl1/NZR complex.
AUGGCUAUGACGCAGAUGGGCACCGCCACGGUUGCAACGCUCGAGCCACACCAACUUGCGCGAUACCUUGCACCUCCCACUCUCGAUCAACAAAUCGGCUAUGUCGUCGAACACUGCAACUACAUUCUCCCUCAGCUGGCUUCUGACUCGCUCACCGCAUCGCUUGCCCCGCAUCCCGACGACUCGCAAACCCCGGCCAUCUUUGCCACGCUGCCCUCUUCCGCUUCACUCGAGGUUUAUCUCACUCAGCUCUCGUCGGCCCAUCAACAAGCUGCCGAACGCACUGCCAAUCUCGAACUUGAGCUGCGAAAUCAACUGCUUUCCAGCCUUUCCGGCGUUAAACUUCUCAAGGAGAAGCUUGCCUCUCUUCCGGAUGAUAUCGCAUCCACGGAAGACAAGCUGCUCGAUCUUUGCGAAGAUCUUGUCAUCGCUGGCUCUACCGCCUCUGCUUCUCCCGAGUCGAGCCGAGACGGCGCAGCCACCUUGAUAAACAGGCUCGAAAAGCUGCACACCGCCAUCGACCAACUUCAAAAGGCCAAAGCUUACUUUAGCAUCUUGGCGCAGGCAGAAGAUCUUCGGCUUGCUAUCGUCCAGUGCGAUCACGAUCGAGCUCAGCGAGACCAUGCUCUGCACCUCCUUUCUGAGCUCGAUGCUCUGGUUCGCAAGGCCGAGAAGCUUUCCAAAGUUGGCUCAGAGCAGCUUCAGGCACAAGAGAAGGAGCUCAACCUUGUCGCAUUCCUGCGUGCACAACGCUCGGCUGCCUAUAAGGCGCUUCGCAAAGCCAGAUGCGCUAGACUCUCCGAAGCCAUAGAGAAAACCGGCUGGUCUCAAGACAAAGCCGAUCUUUCCUCCCAAUUGGAUGCUGGCGACUCGAUGAAGCUCGUCAAAAGUGAGCAAGUCCAGCAGUCCUGGUCCGACGUCUGCCAACUGCAGGACACUGCUGAACACCUCGGCUUGCUCAAGCGCGCAACCGCAAAGCCCUCCUCUCGUUCGCAGUCAACAAAUGGCGAGACCAUCACUGCUGGUAGUGACAAGUAUCAGCCCUUGCUCACAACUCAGUGCCUUAUCGAACCUAUGCUCCUCCGCUUCCGUUACCACUUUGAUGGCGACCGAUCUACAAACCGUCUUGACAAGCCCGAGUGGUUUCUCUCCCACAUUGCAUCGCUUAUCCGCACCCAGGCUCCGCUCUUCCUGCCAGCAGUUCAUGCCGUGCCCGGCUCGGGCGGUGUGGCUGUUCGACUCAACCGUGCUUAUGCCAACGCCGCCCCUGCUGCUUCUGCUUCGCGCAGAUCGUAUCGCCACAUCGACACCUACGCCGAGCUCAUCCAUGGCCUGCUUACUCCGCUCCGUCGCAAACUUGCCUCCACCAUGCCUGCGCUUCUCGACCACCCGUCUCUGCUCGCACACACCGUCUUCCAAGCUCUCACCUUUGACGCCGACCUCGCCGAUUCAUUCCCGCCUUCCCUCACAGUUUUGAACGGCGCAGGGACCAGAAAGAUCUCGGACGACAUCCUUGACAACACCGAUUGGUUCAAUCGCUGGCUCGACGGUGAGAAGGAGUUCGCUCUUCGGCGGUUCGAAGAGAUUGUCAACGCUCCCGACGCUUGGGCCAUAGGAAGCUCGGAUAGUUUGGCGGAUGAUGAUGAGCAAAUCUUUUACUCUUCCGUCUCUGAUCCUAACGUCUCAGUGGAGGACAUGGCUGGGCAGCGAACGACGAAAUCGGCGAGGUCGACCAUCGAAAUCCUCGAUUCGGUCUCGGAACGUUACCGUCCGCUGCCAUCGCUCUCGCAACGUCUGUCAUUUUUGACCAUCGUACAGCUUCCCAUCUUGCGAUUGUACGCUCAACGAUUGACUAGAAGUUUGGACGCGUUUGAAUCGCUUUCUUCUGCCUUUGCUCGCGCUAUGCCCGGCGAGAUCGUCGCUGGCACUGGUGCUGUUGGCGGCGGGUCGGACUCGGACAUGGUCAAGGGACUGCGUGGACUUGGGCGACUCGUCAAAGCGCUGCUCUCGGCUCAAUACGUUUGUACUGAGCUCGAGCGGUGGUCUGAGACGGCGGCAUUUGUUGAAAUGUCGGAGAGUCUCGAUUCGUCCGAAGAAGGUCGUGCGCUCGCUCUGGGAUUGCGCAAAGAUCAAGUUGCUGAGGAAGAUAGAGAGCUGGACGCUGCGAGUCUCGGCAUGUUGCUCAGGCGAGGACUGAAGAGAGGUGCUGCUGUUGCGCGUCCUCUCGCUGCGACCGGCAGUGAUGGUGGUACAAGUGGAUCGCCCGUCACCGGUAGUGGAGAAGCAGGAUUCGGCACACCCAAAGUGAGCGAUGUUGGCUCGAAACAGGUGCUUAACGAGUUUGGACGCUAUGGAGUGUGGGAAGAACCACGUCGAAAGUUUACCGAGAUCGGCUCGCGCGCUAUUGCCGCCAUCGAACGACUGGUCACCAGCGAAGUGCUCGAACAGCUUCGACCGUACAUUCUGCGACGCUGGGAUCAAGAAGAACCAGACUCAGCCGAGGACGGCGACCACAAAGACCCCUAUCCCACACCGACCCUGAUUCCAGCUCUGUCCAUCUUUUCUUCUCACUUGGCACAUCUCGCUUCCAUCUUAGACAAGGCAUUGCUGCUGCCCAUCUAUCGUCACAUUUCGUCGUCCAUUGCACACGCGCUGGUGGACCGCGUCGUCAUGUCCGGUGGAUCCAGACGCUUCAACUAUGCCGGGGGUGUACGAUUCGAUCAAGAUCUCAAAAAAGGUUGGUUCGUAGUUGUACGCGAGCUGGUCGAUGCAAAUGCGGUAAAUGCGAGAUUGCUGUUUGGCAGGAGACCCCAAGCCAUUUGGAAGCCUGCCGUGGACGCAGCGGUGCUGCUGAGUCUACCGAGCUCGACAAGUGGGACCAUUACCGGCGAGACUUGGACCCUGGCGAAAGUGGUUCAGAUCGUAUUCGACGCUACAGAUGAAGGAGCGGCCAAAGGGAGAGAGUAUCAAGGGCUGCUGGAAAAGCUCGGGCAUGUCGAUGAUGCAAAGAUCAACGUGAGGGAGGUGCUGAGGAGAAGGGUUGAAGUAUGGAAGUGA